Messenger RNA from Plectropomus leopardus (leopard coralgrouper), 2167 nucleotides. It is a transcript of the gene bmp15, whose product is annotated as bone morphogenetic protein 15. Gene Ontology annotation, cellular component: extracellular region. Gene Ontology annotation, molecular function: growth factor activity; cytokine activity. The record is from RefSeq and is a predicted model, not a curated record. NCBI's taxonomy places the organism in Eukaryota, Metazoa, Chordata, Actinopteri, Perciformes, Serranidae.
AAGUGAUCAGGUGAGCCUGUAAAUCACGCCCUCGGCCGUGCAGAGGAUGGUUGCCAACUCUAGCCUCGUUGGUGGAGCUCGCUAGCACCAGAGGUUUUAUGACAAUCAUGAAGGCGACCUGCAUCACACACAGCUUACUGCGUGUCUGCGUCUUGUCCUGUUUUAUCUUCCUGUUGUGCUCCACCUGCACCGGAGUGGUGGCCGGGCGGGAAAUGGCCUCGCACCACCGCACACUGAAGCGCGUCCGUCGGAGUCACCAGAGCGCAAAGCACAAAGGCGCGCACCACCGGCCGCUAACGGACGAGCAGAAAGCGGACCAGAACCUGCAGUUCAUGCUGAGUUUGUACCGGAGCGCGGCGGAACCGGACGGCAGGCCCAAACAGCACCGGAAGUUCGGAUCCAACACUGUGCGUCUGCUGAGACCGUCGGCGUCAUCGGUUCACUACCUGCCAGCGUCAGGAGACCACCACUACAGCUUCACAGUCCAGUACAACCUUGACACUCUUCCCUCGGAGCAGCUGAUCAGAGCGUCAUUCAUCCACCUCCGCUCUUCUUCAUCAUCAUCCUCCUCAUCCUCUACAACCUCGAGCACCACCCAGGCCCUACAGCCCCCCCGUUGCAGAGCUCAGAUCACCUCACUGGGCAAAGAAAGCCUGGUCAUCCUGGAACCCCAUGAGCAGUGGACGGAAACAGACAUCACCGCACAUGUCCAGCGGGGGAAGAACCAGGGGCCGUGGGGACACUUGACUCUGACUGCCCAGUACUGGUGCACAGAUCCUGGGCAUGCAGAAGAGGACAGCAGCCUCUCGUGGUGGUGGUUGUCUCAUCUUGGAGGGAGAGACAGAUGGAGAGGUGAACCUCAUUUUCAAGUCCCGUCUCUUCUUUUAUACCUGGAGGAGGAGAGGGAGGUGAAGGACUGGAUGGGGGACUUGCUGGGGACUGAAGGGGACAACAUCAUGAGGCGAAUACAGCAAUGGCAUCCUUCUGUUCGCCGGCGCAGGCGCUCCAAAGACGUUUCAUCCUCAGAGGCCAAAGAUACAUCGCUGGAUGUUCUGAAAAAUGCCCCAACUUCCUCUUCCUCUUUCUCCACUUCCCCUUCUUCCUCCAUCAUCUCAGAUAUCCCCAACUACAAACGCAAAACCAGCACGCCCAAGAACCGCUGCAAGCUCCACUCGUUCCGCCUCUCCUUCGACGAGCUCGGCUGGGGUCACUACUUCAUCGCCCCGCCGGUGUACAACCCGCGCUUCUGCCAAGGCAACUGCCCGAGGGUGCUCCCCUACGGCUUCCAUUCCCCCAACCACGCCAUCAUUCAGACGGUCAUCAACGACCUGGGCGUAGGGGACGUCCCGCCUCCAUCCUGUGUGCCUUAUAAGUACAUGCCCAUGAGCGUGCUGGUCGUGCACAAGAAGAAAGUGGAGUACAAGGAGCUGGAGGACAUGGUGGCCGAGUCGUGCACGUGCCGCUGAAGACUCGAGACUUGAAGAAAAAGAGACUAAAGGGGGCAGAUUUGAUGGGUCAUUUGUUUGAUCUACAGCUUGGCGGCUAACCAUAAUGAGCUCGAGACUGGAAGGAGGAAGUCGUUGUGGUUUCAGAUCUUCACCAUCACUGUUUAAGCACUUUAAAAGGCAGCUGCUGAAGGAAACUGUGAAGAACUAUGGAUUGUACAGAUGAGUGGAUGUGUCUAUUUACUGUUUUUCUUUUUUUUUUUGAAUGAUUGUUCCAUGAGCUGCUUAAAGCACUGUGCAGAUUGGUGAAUGUCCUGAGCGUUAUAUUCACAGUCACCAGUGUAUCUUUUCAAAUGCAAUCAAAGGGAGCCUGAAAAUUUUGACGCAUUAAAAGCCACUUGACCAUAACUUUUAAGUGGUAAUUUAACACUAAACCUUCCAGAGUAACUGAUUUAACUUCUACUUUAAACUUCCUUUUGAGAAAACAGAUCACUGGUUUGUCUGUAAUAUUAAACUGGAUGAAUUAUCUCAUUUGAGCACAAACACAUGUAGAAUUCAUCUUCAUUAUACAACCUCAAACCACAGCCAUCUAAAGAAUAUUUUCUUUCUAGUGCCUGACUGUUUUUUUUCACUAUCAUUCUUUUUAAAACCUGGUCUGUUUCACAUAAGUGCUGCAAUGCUCACAAAGAGACAGCAAAAAAAGCUUGUAAUUUUUGUGGGGG